This is a messenger RNA of Microcebus murinus (gray mouse lemur), 504 nucleotides long. Lineage: Eukaryota; Metazoa; Chordata; Mammalia; Primates; Cheirogaleidae. The record is from RefSeq and is a predicted model, not a curated record.
AUGGCCCUGCAGUUCGAAGCCUUCUGUGCGGGGGGCUUGGCCCCUGGCUGGAGCCUGCUGGUCCAGGGACAGUCCGACUCUGGAGACGACAAGUUCGAGAUCGACUUCCUGUCUGAGGCGGGGGACAUCGCCUUCCACAUCAAGCCGCGCUUCUCCAGCGCCACCAUGGUGGGCAACGCCUGCCAGGGCGGCCGCUGGGGCGAAGAGGAGGUGUCCAGCAUCUUCCCGCUGUCUCUGGGGGAGCCCUUUGAGAUGGAGGUGAGCUCGGACGCGGAGCACUUCCACGUCUACGCCCAGGAGCACAAGGUGCUGCAGUUCCCGCACCGCCAGAGGCCGCUGGCCGCCAUCACCAGGGUGCGGGUGCUGAGUGACCGCAACCUGGCCCAGGUGGAGCUGGCCAAGAGGGGCCUGAGCUGGGGGGACAGGGGCUACUGAGCAGUCCGUGCGCCCCAGGAGAGAGCCUCAGCCCAUCUCACAUCCGGGGCGCCUGGAGCCCCACCCUGG